AAACGAAAUGGCUUUCCUUUGAUACAAUUUACAUGAAUACGUUUAACCCUGCUAUAACUGCACACUUAAUUAAAACUGCUCAGGGAAACGGGAGUUUUUUUUCUCACAAUUAUAUGUAGUAUAACAACUAUUAUGUUUACAACAGCCAAUGGCAGUGCGAUUGAAGAUAAAAGACGAUGCUAGAGACAACUAUUCAACCGAACAAAAAGUUGUUCUUCACAGAUGGGAUCUAACGACUGAUGCUAGAACAGAGAGGAAACGACAUGGCGGACCCAGAUGCGUCUUGGCAAAGUGGGGGCUAUGACGUGGAGCUGUUUGUGGAGACCCCUGACUAUGACCUGAUCUGCACCAUAUGCCAGGGGGUCCUCAGGUGCCCAGUAAGAGCUGCAUGCCACCACAUCUUCUGCAAGAAAUGCAUUUUACAAUGGCUGAAGAGACAGGAGACUUGCCCCUGUUGCAGAAAGCCUGUUAAUCAGAAUUUAAUAUUUGUGAUGUUCAAGCUGAGCAAAUCAAUUGGUCGCCUAAAGGUUAAGUGUAAAAAUGAGAUCCGGGGUUGUCCGUCCACCUUCCCCCUCUCGGAGCAGUACUGCCACAGCAUGGGCUGUCUGUUCGAGCUGGUCCCCUGCCCCUACCAGGGCUGCCGGGCACAGCUCCUCCGCAGGGACCUGGAGACCCACGCCCGGCACUGUGAGCACUGGCGCCAACCCUGCCACAUGGGCUGUGGCACAGUGCUGUCACACCGCACCCAGGCCCAGCACAACUGCUACAAGGAGCUGAGGCAUGAGUACGAGGCAAGGCAGAGGAACCACCGGGCCAUCGCAACAGCCCUCCAGAGGAAGAUGAGGAGGAUGCAGAGCACCAUGGCCCACAUGAAGCGGCAGAUUGGCCUCAUCUGUGAGAGCCUUGAGGUCAUGGAUGACCUGGUGGAGGUGGAGGAGGAGGAUGUGGGGGAAAGCAGUGGCAGCACUGGGACACUAAGUAGCAGCAACAGUAGCUCCUGAAAAGCAAGGGCUGCAGCUCUGGCUGCAUGCCACAGUUAACCUGAUGUAUUAUUGAUGCUUAUUUGUCCAUAGUUGCAUUGAAUUUGUGUUGAAUUGCACUGAAUUUGUCUUAUGAAGGAUAAAUUAAACUAUUGAAACUAUUGUGUUUUGUACAUAAAGUCCAUAAAU
Molecule: messenger RNA, 1169 nt
Organism: Osmerus eperlanus (European smelt)
Lineage: Eukaryota; Metazoa; Chordata; Actinopteri; Osmeriformes; Osmeridae
Product: RING finger protein 151-like
Exons: 4
Coding region: 240-1001 (253 amino acids)
Molecular function (GO): zinc ion binding
Source: RefSeq, a predicted model, not a curated record